Molecule: messenger RNA, 14609 nt
Organism: Xyrichtys novacula (pearly razorfish)
Lineage: Eukaryota; Metazoa; Chordata; Actinopteri; Labriformes; Labridae
Source: the annotation of a GenBank genome assembly
GCAUCAUUACUGCUUCCGUCUGUCCAUGAAUUUUGUGAUAGGUUGGUCACAGAGUAGCAAAGAAAUAAGGAUCACCUGGGAUUGCAUGUUCCCCUAAGGAGUAUAAACGAGAGAGUAAUUGGAAUACACGCGAGUAUUUUAACGGGGUAUGCCGGCUACUUUAUGAAGCACAUCCGCCAUUCUUCCAUUAAUCCCUCCCAUCCCGCCUGUCUGGCCUAUUGCAGCAGCUUAUACUGAAUCACUUCUCUUGCCGCUAAAACCAAACUCUACUGUCGACAGACUGCCUGUAUGUUUGGACGCAAGUUGAAGGAAGAAAGGAGGGUUUGUUUCAGAAUAUGUAAGUUGUUUUUUUUAUGUUUUUGUUGUUUUUCGAAUUAUUAUAAUUUUUAAUACUUUUACUUUUCUGUGCUGUCUUGGUCAGUUAGUGUAUCUUAAACGCUCUGGUACACGGAGUUCAGUCACAGCAGUUUAAAAACGUUAAGUCAUUCACAUGUCCCCUCGGGGUCUGUCAUUUUCUUUAUCUUAAACAUAAACGUUCUCAGCUCCUUUAAUAUAUCCAAUAGUUUUAAGAACAAGUAUCGAUGAACGGUGCUUAAACGAAACAACGACGUCUUCCACUCAAAAGGUAUGGUAUGAUAUUGUCUUCAUAUAGUUUGCUGUGGACAGGGCUCUGUGAUUUUUGAGGAUGUUCUCCUGAAACUAGUGUGUGUGUGUGCGUGUGCGUGCGCGCGCGCGUGUGAGAGUGUGUGUGUAAUGGUCUUAAUCAAGGCGUGUGUUGUAUAAUCAAAAUAUUUAUUUAAUUCAAUGUGAUAGAACUAGUGAGCUACUGCAGCAUUGUAAUAUUCGACCAACUGUAUCUGCACAUGUUGGUUAAACAGCGCUAGAUGCCCAGAAAGAGAAAAUCUUUUUACAAAAUUAAGCUCAUCUUAGAGAUAAAAUAAAAUAAGAUGCACCAAAAUAGGCAAUCGGGUGUUAAUUGCAACAGAGAUACACAUACUUUCAAAGCAGUGUUACUCUGUCUAUGACAGGGUGAAUUAUCUUGUGCUGCUUUGUUUUUUUCCAUGCAUUGACAUAAUAUAAACCUUUCUUCAUCCCAUGGUAGGGAAAUUUGCAGUUUGAAGAGCAACAAAGCAAUCAUAGAAGAAUAAGUAUGCUCAUCAUGCAUGAGUGUAGUGGUACUCAAUCAAUCCAAGUCCAGUAUGAAGUUUUGACAGUCUGUGAUGAUUUGUGAUGCCCUCUCAUCUGCUGCUGUAGGUCCACUUUGUGUCAUCAUGCUCAAGGUCAUGAUUUUUUUGAGAGCUCUUCAUGAUUCCCUUUGGAUACAAGCUUUCUACUAGACCCCAGCAGAGCUACAGACCGGUUGGCUCCAUGCCAUGUCCCAUUUAUGCAGUAAUUCAUGCAAAAGAAUGUCCAACAAUUUAAGAUUCAAGGUUGCUGAUUUUGUUGCUUGUAAACAUCAAAAUUCAAACAAAAAAAGCACAAAAAUUUUCACUUAACACAUUACAAAUACAAGAGUAAUGGAAAGUUUUUCUUCUUGAAUCAAAUUACAUAAAAAGAAAUUUCAAAAAAUAUAGGAGUGUAUUGAGAUUCACCUGUACUUUUGGAUAGCACCUUGAACCUGGUUUCUAUUCCAGUAUAAAAUAGAAUUGAUUGAGUAAUCAGAAACUUAAAUUCUUCAGUUUAAUGGCUUUUUUAUUUUUAGAAGUUAUAAAACAAACCAAAAAAACAACAAAAAAAUGGGAUAAGGUGAGAUGACAAUCACAGCAAAAAGUCUGUUCAGAGAGAGGCCUUUGGGUUAAAUUAACAAGUGCUUCAAAUUGUCCAAAGGAUGUUUUUGUCAUUUGAUUGACAAGAAGUUACUUAACUGUGGUUGUCUGUUUUGCUGAGCAUAUCACAAUAAAGAAUCAUAGUUUUGAAAAUAUAGAUGAAUUUAAAAAAAAGUAGAUUGAUAUCUAAUUUUCUAGGAGUCUAUGACCCAAGUUUUGAGAGGGGUUUGUCUGUCAAGGUUAUUUCAGAGUUUUCAAGGUCAUCUGUCUUCAAAUGAGCCCGUUGAGGGUGACAGAUUGUUUUAAAGACCAUUUUUCUGAUUCUUGUGCAGAUACAGACACUGUGUGGCCCCGAUCAGCUGCUGAAAAUGGGAAUUACUGGACUGCUACAGUUCAUCAAAGAUGCAGGUGAACCCAUCAGUAUAAAAAAAUACAAAGGACAGACUGUAGCUGUGGACACAUACUGCUGGCUGCACAAAGGAGCGUUUUCAUGUGCUGAGAAGCUUGCUAAAGGACAACAAACUGAUCAGUAAGUCUUUUUUUCCUUUGCAAUAAAAAAGACAAGUUCAGUUCUUUGUAUUGUGCCUGCUCAGCUUCUUUCAGUAAGAAUUAAAGUUCAUAAUUUCUGUUGAUGUUUAUUUUGUUCAACCCCAGGUAUGUGUGGUAUUGCAUGAAAUUUGUGAACAUGCUGUUGACCUUCAGUAUCAAACCAAUCCUGGUGUUUGAUGGACGUAACCUGCCUUCAAAACAGGAAGUGGAAAAAGCCCGCAGAGAGUGAGUAUUGCCUUGGUGGUGUAAAAGUUCAUUACGACUGGACACCACAAUGUGUAUAGGAUAUGUCCAUACAGAUAUGAUCCAAGUUUGUUGCCACUCUCAUAAAAAUCUUUGAAGACAUUAGUGAAAAUUUGUGAGUGAUAGUGAGAUUAUUAGCUUUAUUACUAUUGUCAAGCACUUUGUAAACCCCAGUUUUUUAAAAGUGCUAUACAAAUAAAGUUAUUAUUAUUAUUAUUAUUAUUAUUGUUCUGCUUUUUAUGUGGCAUGUUAGGAAUAAUUUACCACUCACACUCACACAUGAAGGGAUUUGCAGUUUGAAACUGGCUUCUCUGAACACAACAAAUAUGAAAACCAAAGUUAGGUGAAGAAGGCAGAUUAGGGUCUUGAGGUCAAUUUCUAGACAGAAAAAUGUGAUCCUGACAGAAAUGUUUCUGUGUUACAUUAUCUUCCACUGUAUCCACAGAGCACUGAUGCUCUGUGCCAAACACAGUGUUUUUCAUUACUGUAAUAAACAGGCUCAGACAAAGCUUGGUUUAUCUGAAGAGCUGCAUUCCUAAACAGCAACAUUAACACUUUGCUUAUGUGUGGGGAAUGUGCUAAUCUGUGAAAAGGUGAAACAUAACUCACAACACACAAAGUUAACAACAUUAAUGAGGAAAAGUACUCCAGAGAAGAGAAGCUGUAUUAUUGACUUUCCUGUAUUUAAAGUCAGGCAGCAGGAUGUUUGUUUUAAAGUGGUAUGGUACUGUCUAGACACAAAGUCUUCAGUGUUAUCUCUCCUUUUAUUCAUAUCAAACUUCUGCUUUGACUUCUUAAUUAUUCAAACAGAAAUAAUUACAAACUUGCUUUUCAGACGAAGAGAGGCUAACCUUCAUAAAGGCCGACAGCUUCUACGGGAAGGAAAAUUGUCUGAGGCCAGAGACUGUUUUACCCGCUGUGUUAACAUCACCCCAGCCAUGGCACAAAACUUAAUUAAGGUGGGGACUUCCUCAUGGCAAAGAUUAUUAUCACCAUAACUCAUAGGGCUGACUCCAAAGAGGCAUCAAGAAUUUACUUCUUUUGUUUGAGAAAAUAGAGGCACAAUAGGUUGUUGUUUUUCAUUGUUGUGUUACUUAUUCUUUAUUUCCGACUAAUUCAUCAGUCUUGCAUCUUAAUAGUUAGAAAUGUUCAUGGUUUCCUCCUUUUUUGGGACAGGUUGCGAGGGCAAGAGGAGUGGACUGUGUUGUUGCUCCAUAUGAAGCAGAUGCUCAGUUAGCUUACCUCACUAAAUCUGGUCUGGCUCAGGCUGUCAUCACAGAAGACUCUGACCUGCUGGCUUUUGGCUGUAAAAAGGUAUCAACAAAGAUUGAGAUCAUUGUACAAAGAGGAGCUGAAAUAUUCUGAUCAAAAUUUCUUGAACACCAAAUAGUUUAUUUUUGUACAGUGAUCAGUUAACAACAAAAACACAUGAAAUAGCUAACCUGUUUUUAAGGUAACAGGCAAAUGAAAGCAGGGUGAAAACACAGAAUCAAAGGUUUUAGUUUUUGCAGCAAACAAUUAGUUGAUAAAAAACAGCGAUAGACUCUAAAAAGUAGUCCCUUAGCCAUUUAUCUAUUCCUUGUUACAAUCAUCCUCAGGUAAUCCUCAAAAUGGACCAGCAAGGCAACGGCUUGGAGAUCAAUCAGAGUAACCUUGGCCGUUGUCGCUCUUUGGGAAAUGUUUUCACUGAGGAGAAAUUUCGUCACAUGUGCAUCCUCUCUGGCUGUGACUAUCUGGCCUCCCUGCACGGCAUCGGGCUCGGCAAGGCCUGCAAACUGCUACGGCUGGCCAAAGACCCUGAUAUCCUCAAGGUGAGACCAGAUAAUGAGAAACUGAGGUCCAUGUGGACAGGGAUGAUAGGUCAAAGUGGAAACUUGUGUUCUAGUAACAAAAGUAAGGUUUGUCCCAGAACUUUCUGUAGUUAUGACCCUAUGUGCUUUUCUCAUUUUCACAGUAAGAGCAAAAUCUGUGUUGAGUAACAGAUUUUCAGUAAGAUCUAUUUGCACGGCCUCUUUCUUUGUAAACCUGUCUCUCUGCUGUGUAAUGAGGUGGCCCAUCUGAAUUUGUACCUGAAAUGCUGCCACCACCCUCUUACGAUUCUCAGCAGAGUCCCAUAGUUGUUGUACUACAACUACCACUGCUAUAGGUUAAAUACAGAUGACACAGUUACUACAGACAGUCCAACCCAAAUCAAAGAGAUGCAACUGUACACAUUACUGAACUUAACCCAUGACCUCUGCAUUUUCUGAUGAUAAUAAUUGUAGGUAAUUUAUGAUGACAUUUUUUUUCUCUAUAUUUUUAUAUCACAUAAUGGUUGAUAACCAAUGAUACAUGACCUGUAUCAUAAAUUAGUUACACCUAACAAAAAAGCAUAUAUAGAAUAGAAUCUGACUCAAAAAAAUCAGUGUCCAGUCGCAUUUUUUACUGUAUUUAUUUCACUAAUUCAAUUCAUGUUUAUUUCACAAGUGACUCAGCUAUGACAUUUUUUUUCAAGUUGUCCCUUUCUUAAAAUAUUAUUGCCAAAAAAUACAGCAACAUACAGUUUUUGUUGUGAUAUUAAAACAUUGUAAGAAUACAUGUUGCCACACCUAGAAAAGAGGUUAAAAAGUCUCACCUCAAGGGAUUUAACCUUCAAGUUCUCAAAAAAUGGCUCCAAAAGAAAUAAGGAAGCUGACUGAGUACACAUCCUAAACAUGAUGUCUUUCUGCCUUCAUGUACUGAUUGACUUCACGUCAGUUUGGUCUUUUGUAUUUACUGCCAGUGUAAAUAUUUUUCUAUAUUUUGCUGUGUCAAAAGUUCUUGACAGAACACUUUUAAGUCUUACACCUGCAUAAAAAUGACUGUUGAUAGAAAAAACAGUCUGUGGAAGGAUCAGUGCAAGAAAAUUCUGAGUGCUUAUUUUCCUCAUUAGGUGGUCAGAAAGAUGGGCCAGUACCUGAAGAUGAAUCUGGUCGUCCCUGAAGAGUAUGUGGAGGGAUUUAUCAAAGCCAACAACACCUUCCUCUACCAGUUGGUGUUUGAUCCUAUCAGGAGGAAAGUUGUACCGCUGAACCCGUACCCAAAGCACAUCGACCCAGCCACGCUCACCUACGCUGGCAUGUAUCCUGUCCUGGAGCACACCUGGUUAUGGCCCAAUCUCAAUCCACCCCUUACACACUCGCCCUUCACUACUGAGUGUCACAGGUAAUGAAGUUACACUCACAGCUGUGGAGUGCGCCUUAAUUGAAACGGGAGGGUAUAAACAAGACGGGCUGCCCUCCUCUCUCCAACGGAAAACGGAAAGAUUCAUCACCAUAGCAACAUGGAGAUGUGUCCUGUGUAUGGCAGCGUAAACGGGUGAUUUUUUUUUUUUUUUUGUCAGUGAGACAGGGGUGGACAUGUACGGAACUUACAUUUGUAUGUUGUUUCCUCCUUUUCCUUUAUUUUUGCUGGCGCACUGCCUGCACCGGUGCAUCCCACUGUAAGUGUGCACUGGUGCAGACUGCUAUUUGAAGGCUGAGCGGACUCUGCGGUUUGGGACAGCAUUUAAUAUGGUGGAGCCUCUGCUGGGACGCGCAAACGAAGGGGGAGUGUGUAGGGGGCAGUUUGGGAUUGGGCUUAACAUAGAAGGAUAAAAGCAGCUGAAAAGAAGUGUAAAUGUAAACAAAAAAAGAGUUAGAAUAACAGUUCAUAAUAAAACAUCCAAUCAUUAAACAAAAGGCAGCUUUAAACAUGUGGUAGGUUCCUUUUACAGUCAUUUACCCUUGACUUUAUUAAAUUCAGUAACCUUGGGGAUGAGAAAGGUUUGCAGAUGGCGAUGGGGAAUGUUGACAUCAACACGAUGGAGAAGAUAGAUGACUUCAGCCCAGACAAACCUUUGCAGCAGGUACCAGACUAUAAACCUGACACAGUCCAUAUGUCAGAAUUUAAGUGUCACUCAGACCUCACACGGGUUGUUUCAGGUGUCUAAACCCUGCAGUCAUAGCUGGAACAGCUCGUCAGCCUCCACUGGACCCAGUAUCUGGAGCAGACACUUCAAGUCAGGAUCUGUUGCCCUGUCCCAGAGUGCUCCCUCCCCAGAUAGGCCUCCGUCCACCAGAGGGAAGGAGAGAGUUGUCAGCCUGGAUGGACUGAAGCUGCCCUGUAGAGAGCUGCAGGUGAAGAGACCACGAGAAGGUGAGCUUUUUACAUGAUUUACUGUUUUACCUUCCCCAUAAAAAGAUUCUGUUCUGCACAAAGUGUUUGUUGCUAAUGCUGAUGAUUGUGGAAAUCUGGCCCCUGGAACAUUUUACUGACAAAGUCCCCAGCUUUCUACAGAGUUUAAGGUCUUCAGAUGUGUUAGUGUUCUAACAAAUUCAUUGAUCCUGACAAGCUGUGACUGUUUUAGUAGCUCAUUCAUUACGAUUUUAGUGUUAAACGAAGUGUGAAUCACUGUGAGGAUUGUAACUCAGAGUACAUCACAAAUAUCUUACUCACCAGCCUUAUUGAUGAGACUAUUGAAAGCUAUUUAUUUGUAGUUUCAUGUUAGAAACAAAGUUUCACAUGUAGGCUGCAGAGAAAGAGGAAAAGCAAGUUAUCACAAAGUUGGAGAAACUGGUCAAAUAAAUUGAACAAUGGUUAUAAAUGUUUAGCAGUAGCAGAUGGCUGUCUACCACGAGUCUGGUCCUUCCCAAGGUUGCCUGUUAAGGGAAGUUUUUCCUUGCCACUGUCACUCAUGUUGGAUGGGAUGGGUCAAAUCUUCAACUUGGGGUCAAUGUGAUACAUCAAACAAUGAGUGUGGUCUAGACCUGCUCUUUUGCAAAGUGUCUUGGGAUAACGACUGUUGUGAUCUGGCACUACAUAAAUAAAAUUGAUUGAUUGAUUGAUUCUGGCCACAAUUUUGUUUGUCACAAUUGUUUUGUGUUUUAUUUGUCUGUAUUUUUCUUUGAAUUCCCUUUCAUCUGCCUGUCACAUCUCUACAGAAAUGUAAGAAACAUACCAGAAUUUUAAGUAACUGUUCAUCCCCCCGAGGAUCACCACCUUAUUGUGGUGUAGGGGUUUGUCCCCCAGGAACUAUGCUGUCAAGGUUAUUAGCCCCUAAUAGAGUCUCUAACAGAGCAAAUUGGUCCUGAAGGAGGUUCCAGACUAAGAGCGAUUAAGGAAAAAAAAAAAAAACUGUGAAUAAGCAAAGAGGCAGAAGAGCCUCUUUGUCUAGAGGGGCCAUGGGACCUGGUUGGGCUCAGCCUGAAUGAACAAUGCGGAACAAUUUGGUAGACAUGGGGCUUUUUUGUAGUUUAGUUUUUAGGUGGCAGGCGGGUAUGGAGAGGUACCCCUUAACCACUGGCUAACCCAAUGGCAGUUUUGGGCACACUGCCUUCCUGGAGCCUCUGGGUGGAUUACUGGAAGGGAUCCUGGCUGGAGACAAGUUCUUCUGAGGCCACCUGGGCAAUGAUGAAGACACCUGGAGAUGGGUGAUUGGGAGGAAUGGUCUGCCUGAUGAUAACCUCAGCGGUGCUUUUUCAUUGUACUUCUAAGUUAGUCAUGGAUUGGCCUUAACAAACACCAUGCUUGAGAAAAGGGUAGUACUUCCGUGUACCUGGUACAAGCCACCCUCGGCCAAAGAUUGAUGAUAGACUUUGCAGUCCUGUCACAUGAUCCAUGUGCAAAGCUGAAGACAUCUGAAGACUGCCUGAUAGACCUAGUAAACCCAAACACGUAGUGUGGCUGAACAGGGAACUUCUGAUGGAGGGUCCUGUCCCUGAGGUCUUCAACCCCCACCUCCAGAAGGAUUUCUGGAGGUGGAGAUAUAUUCUAGUUUUAAAAAAUGAAGAGGUUUUUUAGUUCACCAAGUUUCAUUAACCAUUGCCCAUUUUGUGACAUGAAAUAUAACUAUCCUUCAUGCCCACUGAGGACAUGAUUAGAGUAAGAUAACCACACAUUAUUCAUGGUAUUUUUCAUGCUAUAUACCAAGCAAUAUGGAAAUCAAAGAACAAAGCACUAAAAGCAGCCAAUAAUGGCCCCAGAAGUGUUAUGGUCUUUUUUUUUCUCUCCAUAGACUCUGGUCUAUCAGACCAGGAUGUGCUGCAGCUGUACACAAGCUGCAGUCCAAAGAGAUCCAGGUCAGAUCAACAGCCAGACAAGCAGACAUCAACCAGUCAGCCCCACCCACACAACCGCUUUGCCACCCUGCUGCAGAGGAGAAACCAGGGCGCCGUAGAGUAUGGCGAGGGCACGCGCAGCAGGUAAUAACACAGAAAUCAAUCUUUGCCUUUGCUUCAGAUCUGUAUUUGAUCAAGACACACAUGUUUACUAUGAAGUACUGCACAACAAGCAACACAAGCAUUCAGAGAGUUUAAAAACACGUUGUUUAAAGUUUGUCUGUGAGAUUGAUUGAAACGCAUUGACAUAUGAUUCAAAUUUAUAGACAUUAUACUUCUGAAAUCCAUUAUUUGUGACCACGGUUCACUGUCUUGUAAUUUGACAAAUCAAGUUAGAGGACAGUACACAUUGCUUAUACACUAAACCAGCUGCCUUUGCCCAAGAUAUUUCUUAAUCAACGAAUCAACAGCCCAUUUAUGCAUGUGUGACAGUAACACUACUUGGACAAACUGGCUGAAAUGCGUUUUCAGAGAAUUUUCAGGGAUUUAGAGUCAGUCUGCGCAGCAGAUGGGUUAAGUGCGUGAAAACUUUUUAUUUAUUUAUUUUUAAUGGGUGUGCAAUUUGAGAAAAUCCCCCAAACUCAAGUCUCCAUCUCUGCCACCAUGAUAGACAGUUGUAUGGCUGUGUAUAAAUGUGUGUCAGUGGUGAAUCUUAAAUGAGAUGUUUAAUUCAAACUUUAAAAAAAGUCUCUGAGGCUGAAUUGUUUACAUGUGAGGAACAUGUGUGGUCAGUGUGAAAACACAUUGGCCCUCAUUUAUCAAUCUUGCGUAAAACUGAGCGCAGGAUUCAUAGUACGAUAAGACACACGUGAGAUUUAUGAAAGGGUUCGUAUCUGAACAAUCUCAGCGUACAUAUGAUCGUCAUUAACAUGUCACGCCCUUAAAUAUUUGUGGUUCAGACGCCUUGCACACUGAGGUCAAACAUGAAAGAGGAAAAAUAUUACAAAGAUUCGAAACUUUUCCGAGCUGAAGGUGGAUAUUCUCGCAUCUGUGGUGGAAACUAACAAGGAUUUUCUCUUUGGAAGCAUCAAAACUGGUAUAAAAGCAGUCCAGAAAACUCCUGUCUGGAGCAGGAUUAUGGUGGCGGUGAACAGCGCUGCCGCGUAAUAGUGGACAGUGUCUGAAGUUUGAAUAAAUCAUUAGUCAAUAAGUUGCUCAUGAUGAUAAAUUAAUAUCUCAUACAUGCAUCAUAUUUUUUUAUUGCCAUGACAUAGGAUACGUUGCUCCUAUUAUUGAAAGUAUUUAGUUUUAAUUUGUUGCGUCUUUGUAAUGUAGAGCAGACUGGAGAGUCUGACAGAGGCUCAACAAAAAUAACAACGUCACCAAACGAUGUGUUGCUGCCCCUGAGGCACAUUUUUAUGGAUUUCUAUUGGAAGAGCACUUUCUAAACGUAUACUUUACAUCCAUCGAUAAGGUCCUGUCUCCUCUGUACAGCACCUUUGUGGAGUCUCUCCUCGUAAUUGUUCUCUGGGCAUCGGGUUCUUACGUUGCACCGGCACAGCCAACGGCACUCCAUUCACCAGUGCAACAUUGUGAAAAACUGUACCGGUGCAAAUGAUGUCCCACACCCUUUCAGGAGUGUACAACAACGUCCUCCGCUGCUGGGCCAAGACGAGACACCUGCCUUUUAGGAGUCAGACCCAGCGCUCCACAGUGUGCAUAUGUGUGCAAUGUUAAAAUGGUGCUCCUGCUCUGUGGCAGUGUUUCUGGGCAGAGUUAUCAAAUAGGUCUAUUCACUAAGGACAUGACAAAUUAAUUGGUUUUUAUUUUAUUUACGUCUUAAUAUUUAAUGAAAUCUGGCUGAUUGUGCUUAGUGACAGGUUUGAGGUUUGUUUAUUAAUUAUUUUGAGACAGACAUUUGCUGCUCAAACUUGCGUACACGAUGUCAGACCUGUUGUGAGAUUUGGUCAUAGCGUGCACUCACGUGCAGAUUGAUAAAUGCCAAUCCUCACGUCGCAACUUACGUACACAAGGUGUGUGUAAGUUUUCUGCCGUACGCAAGCUUGAUAAAUGAGGGCCAUUAAGUGGAGCAUUUUUGCUGUAGUCAGACAUCUUCAUAACGCGGUGCAGUUGGUCCAUUAAAUCUUGAUCUGUUUAUAUUAUUACAUCAUGUAGGUUCUUCAGCAGUCCCUCUCCAGCAGCAGUUCUGAGCACCCAGGAGCCUCAGCAGGAUUCACCUCAGGAAAUGGAGUCCAUAGUUGUGAGUCACUCUCAGGACAAGUCCCCUAGCACCAAGACCACUGAAAGUGAUGGUCCUGAUGUUACAUCUGUGGAUACCCCCAGCCCACCUCAGUCACCAAGCAACACCUCCCCCAUUUCAGCCAGUCAGGGCCUCAUGCUGUUCCACUGGUCAGAUAACUCCCCCUCCACUGAACGAUCAAGGCUGCCUAAGUCCACCUCAGGCCUGAGUGCCUUGCAGCAGUUCCAGUAUAAAAAGGAGAGUUCAUCACCUAAAAAGACACCCAGAUCACCUGUAGACACGUCACCACCACAACAGCCAUGUGAAAGAGACCAAAAGGACAAUGAGCUCCCAGACUCCCCUCCCUCCCAGGACAGUGCUUAUUUCUCUCAGUCUCAGCAUCAUCUCACUUCCUGCCAUAAGGCGGAAGUCCUCACCUACAGCUUUCCCACCAUGCAGGAGGAUGCUGCAAGUGUAGGUUCAUUUCUUUUCUUUUCUCCUCUGCCUUCUUAAAUGUCUACACCUCACUUGUGGUUCGGUCAACCAUCACACAUACAUCAUCACCAGUUUCCUGUCCUAUGUGGGGGUGUAAACUUUGUUUGGUUGUUUGACAUUGGGCUCUAAUGUGCGUCUUUUAUGUGCCUCUGCAGGAUAUGAACUCAAGCAAAGAUUCAGAGAUAGAACGGAGUCCCACACACUCACCAGAAGGAAAUAAGAAACCAGCUCUGAAAGGCUCAAAGGUGAGGCCUUAUCUUGAGUAGAUUUGUCAGUGAAAGUCAGUUUGAAGUCUUUUUAUAAAAGUUGACUUAAACUUUUCUUCAGAUAAUUGACAAUGUUUUGAUUCUGUUUUGUAGACAGGGUUUCAACAGAUCCUUACCAACUCUUAAUGAACAUUAUCUCAGACCAUAAAACAUCUAGAAGAAAACAAAGGUCUCAUUUUCACCUGUGAGAGGUCUCAAAUUUUAAAUGUAACCUGGACUGCUAUAGAUCUGGGUAUUCUAUCAAAACUGCACUCACUGGUCAAUGAUACAUAUUUUCUAAUAACAUCAUAUUGUGGAUGUCCUUGUUCAUGUGACUUUUUUCUGUAUUCAUCGGGAACUCUUAUACCCGGUUUUCAGUUAUGAUGCUCCACUCUCAAUGUAUAUAAAGCUUUCAUUUUGAUAGUGAUUAUUAUCAUGGUUUUCCUGCUUCAUUUCUGUACUUGUCAUGGUUUUAGAUGGCUUUCUACUUCAUGAUUUGUUACGAGCCAGGUUUGAUCAUGUGCACUCAGAGCUUUUAACUGCAGAGCUCACCACACUGAUACACGUCAUGACAGAGAGUCAAAAGUCUACACAGCAGGUGAUAAAACAGCAACAACAGCUUCACAGAGCAACCAGUGGAGAUCACUUCUAACUACCUACUCAACCACACCUUCUUGAUAGGUUAUAAUAGCUAAACAAGCUAGGACUAGCUUACUUUGUUACGUUUUCAGAGUGAGUGGAAUGAGAGCAACAACAAACUGAACUUUGCACUCCUUUGAAUUUAUGCAACAUCUUAAGUUUUGCUGCCAGCGACUUUUCAGAUUCAGAAUAUGGAUUCAAAAAAGGAUGAAUAUGAUAUUGUGUCAAUACCUCUUCAUUGUAUGCUGGAGGAGUAUUACAAGCUGCUCAGCUGUAUGUAAAAAGACCCAUAAGAUUGAGUUUAUUUAAAUUUAAAUGAAAAAGAACCCUAGCUUUUUUAGCUCAAACAGUAAGCUGAUUGACUUUAAUGCAUUCAAAGUGACAGUCAAAUAAUGUCCUAACUAUCCAGAUGGACUACAUUUAAUCACUCCUGAGUAUGUAGUCUUUCUCCCUUCAGGUUUCAGGUCUAUCAAAGCAGAAGUCCAGCAGUCAGAGUCCAGCAGCCAAAGUGGGAAUGUUGGGCCCAGCCAGGGCCAGUGGUCUAAGGAAGAAGUCUGUUGGCUCUGCAAAGAAAACCUCUGUCAUUAAUGAGAACAGCCCUGGUGUUCAGGCCAAGAUCAGCAGCCUGUGGAAGAACUUCAGCUUCAAAAAGUAAAAAAAUAGAAACACUCAAAUUAUUUUAUAAAUGAAUGUGAAGAAUGGGCAACUUGAGUUGAGGAUUAAAUGUUGUCACUGUCACGGGCAUUCAAUUAUCAGUCUGUUAAACCAAUUCUUAAGGGUGCAGUAUUAGUCACAUUUUGCAGAUCAAAGAUAAUAGAAAUAGAUCACAAUAUUUGGGAGUCAAAUGUUUUGGUCUCACUGUAGAUGAACAUCGUAUAUAUGAUGUGGGAAUAAAAUCUUUCUCAGAUUCUGCAGAAAGAGCUUCAGGAGUUGUUCCUGGUACAGUUAGUUUAUGUUGUGACCUUGGUUAUAGAAUUUAUACACAGCUGUUUAAUGCAUGCAUUGGUCCUAUUUCAGAUUAUAUUCCAGAGGUUUGAUGUUAUAAACAAUCCAAAUGUGAAGCAAAACAGAGCGACACAGUGUUUUCAUGAAAACGUGCAUGAAAAUGCCCCUAAACCUGCAUUAUAUGGUGAUGUGGUUAGCAUGGUAAUAGAUUUAUUGAUAUGUCGGAUGACAGACUGACCAAACAAAUGCUAUUGGGAUUAUUCACACAACUAUACUUGAGUGAAAGGCCUUGCAGAAGUAUUUGAUAAUGCAGAUUUUGUAUUUGUAUUUUGUUUAUUUAGCACAGAUUAAAAACAGUGCAAGGAGGGAACGAAGCCGGUGGGCUUAUACAGAGUUCCACUCCCGUCAGGUCAGAGAAAACAUAAGGUGCAGACAACUAAGUACACAGACUGGAACACAGACAAAUCAGCAAACAGUGAUAAAGAAAAUAAAGUAUUUAUAAAAAGGAAAGAGAUAUGAUCAUAACAGAUAAUGAUGUAUUUAAGACAUGAUCAGAUGAGAUUUUAAUGAUAUUUUAAAGGAGUUAAAGGAUGAUAUUGAUUUUAGAGAUGCAUCAAGAUUAUUCCACAGUUUCUCCAAUAUAUCUGUAGAAAUAGGUUCACAUGCAUGAGUGAAAUUAAAACACAACUAUUUACAAAGCUACAAACACAAACAGUUAAAAGUCCUAUGUGGGCCAAAACUAAGAGCAUAGUCUGUAAAGAAUAACUUACAGUCCCAAGUUGUGACCCUGAACUUGCCCAGAAAUGGAAAAGAAAAGGUGGGGGAUGGCAGUUGACAGACAGACAGACAGACAUCUCCGCUGUUUUCAGUGAUUUAUCAAACUCAAAUGAUCAAAAGCAUUGAGUUCGGUGUGUUGUCUCUGGAAAAUCAAGUAUCAACUUAUUAAAUAUUAUCUGACCUUAUUUGAACUGUUUAUCAUGCUAGAGGAAUUUCAAACCCAGCUGAAGCAGAAACCAGACUGUUCACAUUGUUCGAAACAUUUUCAAAGCAGGGAGAGGGAACAGUUUUAGGCCUCAGACCAGCUUAGAUUCCUGGCUGUGACACAGUCUCUAAUGAAACAGCUGUAAAACCAUUCUUCUUCUGUUUUACAGAGAAACCCUAAAGAUGGCUUCCUCCUCAAAAUCACAGCCCAUGUCUCCAGUCAUAGACAACCUGCCGACCAGCUCCCCUCAGACGUAAACUUAAUCACCAGUUUCUGAUUGGUGCUAUGAGUGUUUUACACAGUGCUGAGCUUGCUCAUGCUCUGUGUGGGGCUGACGCUUUUAAACAUCAGCCCCACACAGAGCAUGAGCAUGUAUGUUUUUGAUUUCUUCUCACUGUAAAUGUGUUUUUUUAUGUGUAGUAUUAAUAAAGACACUGUCUUCAGAUCUGA